Molecule: messenger RNA, 378 nt
Organism: Cinara cedri
Lineage: Eukaryota; Metazoa; Arthropoda; Insecta; Hemiptera; Aphididae
Source: the annotation of a GenBank genome assembly
AUGAGUGGACGAGGUAAAGGAGGCAAAGCCAAGAGCGGUAAAUCGAAGACCAGAUCGUCUCGUGCAGGUCUUCAAUUUCCAGUAGGUCGUAUUCAUCGUUUGUUGAGGAAAGGAAAUUAUGCUGAACGUGUCGGUGGUGGUGCGCCCGUCUACUUGGCAGUUGUUAUGGAAUAUUUAGCUGCUGAAGUUUUAGAGUUGGCUGGUAACGCUGCCCGCGACAACAAGAAGACUCGUAUCAUUCCCCGUCAUUUGCAGUUAGCCAUCAGAAACGAUGAGGAACUGAACAAGCUGUUGAACGGGGUUACCAUUGCCCAAGGUGGUGUAUUGCCUAAUAUACAAGCCGUGCUCCUACCCAAAAAGACCGAAAAGAAACCGUAA